AUGGACUCCGCCGAUGAGUUCUUUUUCCACAAUUUCCUUUGCGACUCCGAUGAUUCGUCGUCCGACGACGAGGAGGAUAUAUUAGCUGCCGUGUUGGUCCAUCACCACCUCAACAACCAGCGGCCGUUGUUCAGUGGCUCCAUUCCGGGCCACCUUCUGGGGUUGAAUCGCAACCGAGAGAGCGGCCUUUUCAACUGUAUUAGUGAGGGGGUGGUCAGCUAUGAUGACUAUUUCGAGUACAAAGAGGAUGCCAUCGGCAAGAUCGGUUUCUCCUCUUCUCAGAAAUGCACUGCCGCCAUCCGAAUGCUUGCAUACGGAGUGCCCGGUGAUCUCAUUGACGAGUACGUCCGUCCACUAACAAGCCAUCGAUCGAUAACCCAGCACCGCCGUAAAAAAAAGACAAAACCGGUCGCACGACUCUCGCCCCUGCGCGCACGACCUCCCCCUCCUCCUCCUCCCGCGUCGUUCGCCACCCCGCAAACUCCGUUAGCCGCCCUUCGCCGCUGGAGCCGUCGCCCGCGGAAGCCUCCGCGGGAGCAGCUGCGGGAGCCGCUCGCCGCUGCAGCCGCCACGGGAGAAGCAGCGGGAGCCGCCGCGUGUCGCCCUUCGCCGCGGGUCGCCGCCGGAGCCGCCCCUCCCCUGGAUCCGCUCGCCGUUGGUCGCCGCCGGAGCCGCCCCGCCCCUGGAUUCGCUCGCCGCUGGUCGCCGCCGGAGCCGCCCGUCGCGCCCCCACUCAGCUUGGCCUCCGCCCCGCCGUCCCCGGUCCUCAAGCAAGCUACUUCAAUUUUAGGUGAGCUGGCAGGGAUCACAAGCAUCGGUGUUGCAUUCUUGAAUCUCACAUACACAGACGUCGGCGGCGGAGACGAAGGCAAUUUGUACUGGGACGUCGUGGCCGAGCAGCAGGACCUCCGCCUUGACGAGCUGCUGGACCUAGGCCUCGACGAGACGCCGGACCUCGGCCUCCCUCUGGUUUUCAUGCUGGAACAGUUUUGUAGAGACAAAUUGGAAGAGUGCAGCUGCCCUGGCUCAUGGAAUUGGAAGAAUUUAUGCUUUUUUUCUACUAAAAAAGGAAGCUAUUUUUUCUGAAUCAUAGAAAGGAUGCAACUUUGUCAGGGGUAGUAGAUACAAAGUUCAGUGUCUACAGCAUAUAAACCGGAAGCCGUGCUUCCGGUUUCGGCAUAUAAACUUUUUUGGUCAUACAAUCUGAAUUUUUACCAUUUCACAUAGACAACCUAUCAUUUGUGGUUCACCACAUUUACAUGCUCUGAUUCCCACGCUCAUGCGAACAAGUAUAUGCUAGAAAUUUCAAAGUAUCGUGUCAGUUAGAAUUAUCACAUGGGUACCCAUUUUCUCCAUGAAAAUACCUCAUGUAAUGCUAUGUUCCAUAUUUUCUACAUUAUGAUAAGUUCAUAGUUUAUAUAUUGUUUCAACAUUAUAUUUUGUACUGAGACAUGCAGCCAUAUAUUCUAUUUCUACCUCAAUAUAUUCUCCCAUGUGCAUUCUAAUAGACAAUUGGCCCUCUUCUUUUUUUGUGAUAAUGAUAGUCCUUGAUGAAAUGCCACCAAGUUAGUCUACUAUCUCAAGUCAGAUUCGAUAAUAAUUUAUUUUACAUUGCCAUCUUUCUUGAUUACGUACCGUGUCGUUGCAGAUGAUCUCAGGUAAUCAGAUCCAACACCCAAAUUCAAUUUGAGUUGCUUUUAAAUGCUUCUGGGAGGCAUAUGAUGUUGAUAUGCUACAUUGUAGUUUAUGUUUGGUAGGCUAUGAUAUUUUUGCCCUAAACUGUCACAUUUCUUAAUUCCAAAAUUUAAUUGUUGUAGGCUGAACAUGAGCAUGUCUGUUUGUGGUGUUGAGGUAAAGCUCAGUUUGUUACGCAGCAGAGCCAAGGGCAUGUCAUGGACCAAGUAUAUCAAGUUGGGCAGCGUGUGCAGGUCGACAUGCUAUAGUAAUAUGCUUUUUAAACUGCUACAACGCAUGGCCAUUCGGCUAUUAUCUAAAUUAAUGCUUAUAUUGUUAGCAUAGACCUUUCAGCUAAAUUUGCAGCCAUGAUGUUACAUUGCCAAUAUUUUAGAAAACUGUAAUUUGCUGCCAUGAUGUUACACACGUGCAGGUCUAUGGUGGUGUCAUGAAUUUAGGGGUACAUCUCCUUGCACUCAGGUGGAAGAAAUUCCUCGCCCUCAAGUCCAACUAAUUCAGGACCUGCAUCUCUGAUAUACCGUGGUGAUUCAAGCUUACUCUUGAUCUGCCCACUACUUACCAUUCCAUUUCUUGGAUGAAAGGAAUGUUGGUUUAAUUUAACAUGCUGUUCAAUCUCAGAAGCACUUGAUGUGCUCAACUGCUGAUAUAUACAAGAAAUACCGGAUCUUGAUGAAGAUGGUAGUACACUUCAUUCACAAUUUAAAUUCUUAGUGUAUCUAUCAUCAUGUCCAGGUUGGUUCCUUUGUAAACACAUUUUAGUAUCAUUAUCCAUUCAGUGUUCUGUUUACAGUGUACUAUUAAAUGCCAUUUUCCAUGUGUAUUUUUGUUGAUUGUUGUUGGAUUUGGAGGCAAACUAAUUUCCUCCUUAAGUAUGAAUUAUCUGCCAUCUAUAUGACUUCGAAAUCUUCAUUUUGAAAUUAUGGAAGUUUAUUCCGCUCUUACAUUAAGCAAGUGUUUAGAGGAAGUUUUGCUUUUGUUUAGGCUCGAGAAACAAACUAUCAUGCAGUAUUGUGAAUUUGAAAUGGUCCUCUUCUCUUCCAAAAAUGCAUAGCAAAAUUUCAGGGACCUGCAGAUAGUUUCUUGAGUAACAAAUUUUAGGAGGUAUGACUAAUUUUCUUAUGAUAGUUCAGACAUGCUGCCAAUGAAAUUCAUCCUUUACAGAAAACAGCAAGUUGUUUAUUCAUGUGUUGUUUUGUUAUUAGACUGUAAGGAUAAGUUACCUUUUUGUUUUUACUGCAUCAAGGUUAAAAGCUUUGUUUUCUUUUGAUAGCUGCGCCUUUUUCUUCUACAAUUUAGUUUCUCGAGAGUAUGCCAGAGGCGUAUCAUACUUUUAUAGAAGAGAGCAAAGACAAUGUACAAGAAGCCUCGAAAUGGAUGCGAACAUCCACUCUCGGCCACACCCCAUUACAACCAAAGCCGGUGUACUCUAAACACCCCAGAUUACGGAUAAUUGUUUACAGAUAUUCUCACAGAUUUGGGAUGUAACAAUGGUUAAUCUGCUCUUCAUGUUUUUGAUAAUUGCUUUGACCAUGUGUUAAUUAGGCAUUACUAUGUAUCCGGCUUUUUCUAAGAUAUCUUUUAUGCCAUCAUUGCAUUGAACCAUGAGUGAAGCAAUGAUGUAAACAACUCUGGGGUAUAAUCAUUUGGCUGCUGGACUAAACAUAUAUCUUUAGGACAUAUUUCAAAACACAAAAUUUCAUGAUGAAAAUCAGCUUGUCCAUUUUCUUAUAUGGCUUGACUCUGUUCAAUCUUACAGAGAAAGGGAUUGUUUUCUUCUUUUGUGACAUGACAGGAAACAAGGUCAUGUGUGAGACAGAAGAGGCAACUGAUUUGGCUCUUCAUCAUGUUGAGACUGUUGCAGCCAUGUGUUAUGUGUCAAUUUCUUUCAUGGGACAGAGGAGGGUAGAAUGGGGAUGAUAUGGCUAAGAAGUACUCCCUCAUUUAGUGACUACUAGGGUGUCUGUACUAGCAACAUAAGUUACAUAAAUUGAUUGAUCUUGAACUAAUUUGCACAUUCUUUAUUUGUCCGUCAUUUAGUUU
Molecule: messenger RNA, 3735 nt
Organism: Triticum urartu
Lineage: Eukaryota; Viridiplantae; Streptophyta; Magnoliopsida; Poales; Poaceae
Source: RefSeq, a predicted model, not a curated record